Messenger RNA from Daldinia childiae, 279 nucleotides. Its product is annotated as Mitochondrial import inner membrane translocase subunit TIM9. The transcript has 3 exons. The record is from RefSeq and is a predicted model, not a curated record. NCBI's taxonomy places the organism in Eukaryota, Fungi, Ascomycota, Sordariomycetes, Xylariales, Hypoxylaceae. Bases 1 to 279 code for a protein of 92 amino acids.
AUGGACGGGUUAACGGCAUCCGAGACGCGCGAGCUGGAGCAGCGCAUGCAGAAGCAGCAGAUGAAAGUUUUCUUUGGCCUCUUUAGCAACCUAGUCGACCAUUGCUUCAUGUCCUGCAUCGAUGAUUUCACCUCCAAGUCUCUAACAGGUCGUGAGUCCGGAUGUGUCGCCCGCUGCGUCCAAAAGCACAUGGCCUUAUCCCAGCGCCUCAGCGAGCGGUUCCAAGAGCACAAUGCCCAGAUGACGCAACAGCAGCAGCAGGGAGGCGGAUUCCGAUAA